Molecule: messenger RNA, 216 nt
Organism: Lepus europaeus (European hare)
Lineage: Eukaryota; Metazoa; Chordata; Mammalia; Lagomorpha; Leporidae
Gene: DEFB124
Product: defensin beta 124
Exons: 2
Coding region: 1-216 (71 amino acids)
Biological process (GO): cellular response to peptidoglycan; positive regulation of chemokine (C-C motif) ligand 5 production; canonical NF-kappaB signal transduction
Cellular component (GO): extracellular region
Source: RefSeq, a predicted model, not a curated record
AUGACACAGCUGCUCCUGCUCAUUGUGGUGCUCCUGGUCCUGGGUCACGUGCCACCAGGGAGAAGUGAAUUCAAACGGUGCUGGCAGGGCCAAGGGGCCUGCCGACUUUACUGCACCAAACAAGAGUCCUUCAUGCACCUGUGUCCGGAUGCCUCCCUGUGCUGUCUCGCCUACACACUGAAGCCUCCACUGCUCCCCAAGGUGAACGAUAAGUAG